Colletotrichum orchidophilum is the source of this 297-nucleotide messenger RNA. RefSeq lists its product as uncharacterized. NCBI's taxonomy places the organism in Eukaryota, Fungi, Ascomycota, Sordariomycetes, Glomerellales, Glomerellaceae. The transcript has a single exon. Bases 1 to 297 code for a protein of 98 amino acids. The record is from RefSeq and is a predicted model, not a curated record.
AUGUCCUUCUACCCUGCCCGUUGGUCAUGCCAGCACCGGUUUGCUGUUGCCAACUCCCUCGUUUUCUGGCAUCCGUUGGAGCGGUUUCUGGCUGCUCAGGCUGCUCAGGUUCUGCUUGACGAAAUGGCGCCGCCCGACAUAAAGAGCGGCAUCGUGCCUGCCGUCUUCUGUCGUCUUCUUUCGCCUCAGCACACGCUCACGACCCCUCUUCUGCCGCUGCGACGAGCGACCAUCUCCCAGCCAUGGCCCAGCGGAUGCUCCCCGAUUGUCGCCCUCGACAAACAAAAGCAACCGUAG